AUGGAUCUCACUCUCCCUGUCCCGAUUUACAUCAUGGUGGGCCUAGCAGCCUACCAAUGCCUCAAUCACCUCCUGCGCAUGCUAGUCAGACAUCUCAACCCGUCCUUCUAUGCCAGUCUCGAACUCGACAAACCAAAGAAACUGCGUCCCUGCCUCGUCUUCCCACUCGGCACCCUCCUGACCCUCCUCAUCUCGACCCCGGCCUGUCUAUCCGCAUACACCUCAACACCCCCAGAGACAGACACCUUCAGGACCCAGCGGUCCUACACAACCAGCGGCAGCAUCUGCCUCGCCUCCCGUGGUAUCCUCUGGAUUUCAGAGAUGCCUCCUCUCAGCUACUCCUCGGAAUACCUCACGCACCACAUCCUCGCCCUUGGUUCGAUACUCAUAGUCGUGUUCCGAGACAUGCCUCGCCGGCCGAUCUACCUCAUCUACGCCGGCCUGGUCACAGAGAUCUUCAAAAACACCGCCGCGACACUGAAGCUGCACGGUCGGAAUGCGACGAACUCGGCCGUGUUCCGUGGAGCCUUGCUGGUCAACGUCGUGUUGAUGGUGCUGUUGAGGAUCUUUCCUAUUGUGGUUUACCUGGCGAACAUGGAGGAGACGAGCCUAGAUCUGGUUGGAGGCGUUGCGAUGUACUGCGCGUAUCUCACACAUUUGACGUUCCUGCAACUGAAGACACUUGGCUUCGUCGACAUGACCAUCGGAGAGCUGCUUCAUGAUCGGCUAUUUGGGAGCUCGGUCAAGCAUCCGGCCGCGAGAUGGCUUCCUCGCCCGAUGACUCUGGUUGCUUGCGGCGCCCUAGCUAUCGCAACGUCUGCCAUCAGCGAGUACAUCACGGCGAUUCCUCAAAUCUCUGCGGUCACGAUGGAACCGACAGCAUAG
Messenger RNA from Colletotrichum karsti, 885 nucleotides. RefSeq lists its product as uncharacterized. The record is from RefSeq and is a predicted model, not a curated record. Lineage: Eukaryota; Fungi; Ascomycota; Sordariomycetes; Glomerellales; Glomerellaceae. Bases 1 to 885 code for a protein of 294 amino acids. The transcript has a single exon.